Messenger RNA from Rasamsonia emersonii CBS 393.64, 2244 nucleotides. RefSeq lists its product as uncharacterized. Gene Ontology annotation, molecular function: RNA polymerase I core promoter sequence-specific DNA binding; structural constituent of ribosome; protein binding. Gene Ontology annotation, biological process: nucleolar large rRNA transcription by RNA polymerase I; translation; RNA polymerase I preinitiation complex assembly. Lineage: Eukaryota; Fungi; Ascomycota; Eurotiomycetes; Eurotiales; Trichocomaceae. Gene Ontology annotation, cellular component: ribosome; RNA polymerase I core factor complex; RNA polymerase transcription factor SL1 complex. The record is from RefSeq and is a predicted model, not a curated record. The transcript is spliced from 12 exons. The coding region runs from base 1 to 2244 and encodes 747 amino acids.
AUGGAGUAUGUCACCCGUGGGGUCUGCGGACAGGAAGGGUGCCGCGAGACGCGCUAUUACCUGGACAAUGGGCUCUGGUUCUGUAGGCGAGGGCACCAGCAGGAGGGUCGUCAAAUCGAAGAAGAUGCAGAAGAUUUCGGCCAGAUUGGGAGAACGAAUCGGGUGAAAAAGGCCGCUGCGGAGAAAAUCCAGAAGACUUAUCGUGGCCGACAGGCAUACCGCCUCUUCAUUCAGGCCUAUCAACUCAUUCUUUGGAAGCAGUGCCAUGCCCUGGUUCAUAAGCAGGGGUUCCCUGCGGAUAUAGAGACCGUAGUGAGAGACCUCUGGGCAUUGCGACUCCGAGCUCUCUCAGACAAAUUCGACGAUUCUGUCGAGGACGAUGAAUCCACACAGCUGUUCAGUUCCCAACCGGCUGACACUGCCGAAGCGGACACUGGACAGCCCUUCCAUACAAGAAAGGCAUCUGAUACUCCCAGAUUAGUGGAGACAUUGGCGCUCUGCUAUCUGGGUGCUUUGCUGUUGCGUUUGCCAGUCAGUGUCGGCGAUAUACAUCGAUUUGCUAUGAGGGAAGAGAUUCCUUUCAUCAGGGCUGUCAAAUCAGUUCCCCGUGAGAUGAGGGACAGGCUUCCCCAGGGAUACUUGGCAGGCCUAGACACUCCAACCCUUUUGAAUAGCGAACGCCUACACAGGGUUGUCGGCGAGAUGAUCAUUGUGUACAACCGCGAUUUCGGAGUUUCUUUCCCUCCAUUAAACGCGCCGCUUAUGCUGUUUGAAUAUAUCAGACAACUGGCGCUGCCCUUGGAGAUAUACGUCGCUGUAAACCGGCUGCAGAGAAUGGUUGGGUUUACAUACAGCUUCCCGCUAUCGGACAGAAGAAGUUUGAGAUAUCUGGCGUUGCCGGAAGCCCAGCUAGUUUCUCUAAUUGUCGUUGCUACGAAACUGCUUUUCCCCUUUGACGAGCUGAAAAGGUAUCCGACGUCAGCGUCGGAGCCAGCAGCUCAAGUUCUAGAUUGGAAACUGUGGGCACAUACGCAGAAACUGUUUGAUAACAAAGAGUUUGCUGGGGGAAGACUUCCCAGAGGAAAGGAAAUCCUGGUCGACGAGAAAGAUGUCUUCAAGAUGACUACCCAGCAGUUGGAUGACUACCUGGACUGGUACGAGAAUAGCUGGCUUGACAGCAGAGUGUCCAAUCCACUCGCAGAUAUGUUUCCCACUGGCCGGACAGGAGUCGAAGGUCCCGCAGAGCCUGCGGUGAAAAUUGACGAAGAAGACAUUGAUGCCAAGCUCAGAACCGUAAUCAGCCAACUCCGACCUGCAAAAGUAGUUUCCCCGGAAGACGCCACCAACGGUGAUGGCGAACAGGAUGACGACAGUAUACCUCGUCCCGGAUCUUCCUACCGGUUUUACCGGACUGAAUCCAGCCUGCCGGAGACCGCGCGGGUGUUCUAUGAAACUGCCGCCCGAUUGUCCGGGCUGUCUCUGGACUCGCUCAUCAGGGCUGUCUUUCAAACAGAGCUCAAGGUCCAGCAAUGGCAGGAAGAUCAGCGCAGAGCGGAGUAUCAUGGAGAGCAUGUGAUGCGAGAUGCCACGCGAGGUACUGAGGCCAGUGCAGAUGACAUGGAGGCAGAGCAGGCUAACGAUUUAUGGGAGUGGUACAUCCAACUUACGAGUCGAUUAAGUAGUUCGUUAUCUCAAAGUGUCAAAAGGGAGACAAAAGAGGACCAGAACACCAUGCUGAUGGUUGCGACAUAUACCAUCGCCAACACUAUUACUACACUCUGGAUACGCAUCUCGAAUUUGAAAUUGAUUCAAAUCCAGGUGGCAUUGAGGGAUGAUGACGAAAAACUGACGGGUUCUGUUCACAGCUUCGUCAAGACCCUCACGGGUAAGACCAUUACCCUCGACGUCGAGUCGAGCGACACCAUCGACAACGUCAAGGCCAAGAUCCAGGACAAGGAGGGCAUUCCCCCGGACCAGCAGCGUCUGAUCUUCGCUGGCAAGCAGCUCGAGGAUGGCCGCACUCUGUCUGACUACAACAUUCAGAAGGAGUCCACCCUCCACCUCGUCCUGCGUCUCCGUGGUGGUAUCAUUGAGCCCUCCCUGAAGGCUCUCGCCUCCAAGUACAACUGCGAGAAGUCCAUCUGCCGCAAGUGCUACGCCCGUCUCCCCCCGCGUGCCACCAACUGCCGCAAGCGCAAGUGCGGCCACAGCAACCAGCUGCGCCCGAAGAAGAAGCUCAAGUAA